Meloidogyne enterolobii is the source of this 252-nucleotide messenger RNA. The record is from the annotation of a GenBank genome assembly. Lineage: Eukaryota; Metazoa; Nematoda; Chromadorea; Rhabditida; Meloidogynidae.
AUGCUGGUGUUAUAUUUGAAUUUCUUUUGCCAGCAAUUAUUGGGGCAUCUUUUGGAUUUAUUGGAAUAUUAUCUAAUUUUAGUAAAAAAAUAUAAUGCACUUAGAAGCAACACAGCCAUUCUUUUAACGGCAAACUCGUUUUUCGAAAUUCUCAAUUUGUCUGGUCUUUUCCUAACUUUAGCAGUUACAGCGGCUCCCAUACAAAAUACCGAAUUCUUAAAAUAUGGAAUCUCAAAAUCGCGAAUCGGCUAA